Messenger RNA from Melitaea cinxia (Glanville fritillary), 2032 nucleotides. Its product is annotated as putative RNA-binding protein Luc7-like 2. Gene Ontology annotation, cellular component: U2-type prespliceosome; U1 snRNP. The transcript has 7 exons. Gene Ontology annotation, biological process: mRNA splice site recognition. The record is from RefSeq and is a predicted model, not a curated record. Gene Ontology annotation, molecular function: mRNA binding. The coding region runs from base 1 to 1014 and encodes 337 amino acids. NCBI's taxonomy places the organism in Eukaryota, Metazoa, Arthropoda, Insecta, Lepidoptera, Nymphalidae.
AUGUCUGCUCACGAGCAAAUGAGGGCGAUGUUAGAUCAAUUGAUGGGCACUGCUCGAAAUGGUGAAACCGAUAGGCACGGUGUUAAAUUUUAUGAUGAUACGGUAUGCAAAUCGUUUUUACUGCAGUGCUGUCCACAUGAAAUUUUAUCAUCGACCCGAAUGGAUUUAGGUGAGUGUCCUAAAAUACAUGAUCUGGCUCUCCGUGCGGACUAUGAGUUAGCUUCGAAAACCAAAGACUAUUUCUAUGACAUAGAUGCCACAGAACAUUUAGAGGCAUUCAUCGCCGAUUGUGAUCGUCGGACAACUGCAGCUAAGCAGAGACUUGCGGAGACACAGGAGGAAUUGUCAGCAGAAGUGACUGAGAAGGCCAAUGCCGUUCAUGAAUUAGCAGAACAAAUAGGUCAGAAAUUGGCUCGAGCUGAAGCCCUCGGGGAGGAGGGAAUGGUAGAAGAAAGUGUCAAACUCUUGGGAGAGAUAGAAGAACUUCGUAAGAAGAAAGCAGUAGCAGAACAAGAGUACCGUAAUUCCAUGCCGGCGUCGUCGUAUCAACAACAGAAACUACGAGUUUGCGAGGUCUGCUCCGCCUACCUCGGCAUACACGACAACGACCGUCGGCUAGCCGAUCAUUUUGGAGGAAAAUUGCAUUUAGGUUUCAUCACAAUCCGUGAAAAACUGGCCGAGCUUAAGAAAACGGUGGAGAAGCGUCGCGAGGAGCGCGGGGCGUCCGAGCGGGAGCUGCGCGGCGGGCGGCGGCACUACGUGGGCGGGCGCGAGCUGGACCGCCGCGCGCGCCGCCACCGCGAGAGCACGCGCGAGCGCGAGCGCGACCGCGACCGCGGCCGGGAGCGCGAGCGCGCCGAGCGCGAGCGCGAGCGCAGACGUAGUCGUUCACGCAGCAAGAGCAAGCGGGAGGGUUCUCGCGAGAAGUCACGCGGUCGAGACAGAGAUCGCGAACGCGAUCACCGUCGUAGCAGAUCUCAUCGCUCUUCGUCGCGCGAGCGGAGACGCGACUGAUUGCGACCUGUCAGACAUGUCAAAAUCCAGGGUCCAGUUAUCAUAAUUUAAGAGCCCCAAGUGUCUGGUCGUCUGAAAUCCUUUUGUUGUUUUUUACAUGUGUAGAAUUUGUUUAUAUAUGGGGCGCUUAGAGGAAAAUUGAUUCGAAUUCAUUUUAAAAAUAGAGCUUUAAGUUAAAAUUAGCAAAUCCCUUUUUUUUUCUAUAUAGGUAUUGACAAAAAGUUUACCUUACUUUAAUAAAAAAUAGAUAUGCAAUAAAAUGUAUUUAAAGGAAAAUACUUUUUUGGUGAUUAAAAAAUAUAUUACAGAACUAUUAUAUUAAUCCUGGGAUUUUAGAAAAGAAACCGAAUCUGAGCCUGGGCUAAAAGGCAUAAUAAAUCAAAAUAUAUAAAUAAUACGCAAAAAAAAAACAUUCAUAAAUAUUAAUUUUUUUGUAUUUCGUAAUUUGAUGAAUAACAGCCAAGAGAAUAAAAACAGUUUUUGAAAAGUGAAAAUAGCAGGAGAUUAUUAUGACAUAGCUAUGCAAUUAAACAUUCAUAGUUUGAGUUUUUAACAAGACAAUAUUUUGCUUAAAUUAUUUGAUUUAUCAUCAUAGUCUAGGAUCCCGGGUCCAUUUUUGCACUUGAUUACUAUCAAGCUAAUUUUCCGUAACUAGCCUCAUUUUGAUGAGACACUCAAAACUCUCGAUUGUGGGAGGUAAUAGGGGUAGCGGGGAUAAAAUAUGUUGAGUUGAUGAUUCUCAAAAAUGUAUUACUAACUAGGUUUUUUUUGUUAAAUCUGAUGAUAAUUAUCUAAAUUACUCGAUAAAUUAUUUGUCCUACAAAGUGUUGGUUUGUUCAAAACAUUUUGUCCCCUCCUUCAACAUGUAUGUAAUAUUAUAUAGUUAAUAUUUAUAUAAUUUAACAGUCAUAUUGUCCUACAAAUUGCUUGGUACGUUAUUCCGGUUCCUACGCUCAGAAAUUGUUAAUACCUCAAGACAACUUUUCUCAUUACAAACAGUAGAAAAAAUAUUACAUAA